CUCUCUCUCUCUCUCACGUACACACGCCGCCCGCCAACACCAUGUCCGACCACCAAUACAAGUUCAACGUCAGCAUGAGCUGCGGCGGUUGCUCCGGUGCCGUGGAACGAGUCCUGAAGAAGCUCGAGGAACCGCUUCGCUGACUUUCUCUCCUCCUCCGCAGGUGUCAAGUCUUUCGACGUCAACCUGGAAUCCCAGACCGCAAACGUUGUCACCGAACCUUCUGUGCCCUACGAUACCGUGCUGGCUACGAUCAAGAAGACUGGAAAGACGGUCAACAGUGGAGAGGCUGAUGGCCAGACUAUGAGUGUCUAAAAGAAAGAAAAGAAAAAGGAAAACGAACAAAGAAAGAGCAAAAUCAGAAGAAUCAUAUGGAUCCCGGGGUUGGCCUUGGGGAGGUGACGAAGCUUUCGUCCGAAGGGGGCAGUGUUAUGCAUGCAUAUAUUGAAAUAAUAGGAAGAGGGGCUACUGCUUUGGGUAGUGUUGCGAGAUACCCUGAUACCCCUGACCUGCUGCUGCUGUCUGCAUGGUUGUAUAUAGCGCAAUUAUUUGACUACGUUCGCAUCGUUUUGUGA
Molecule: messenger RNA, 575 nt
Organism: Aspergillus neoniger CBS 115656
Lineage: Eukaryota; Fungi; Ascomycota; Eurotiomycetes; Eurotiales; Aspergillaceae
Exons: 2
Coding region: 372-575 (67 amino acids)
Source: RefSeq, a predicted model, not a curated record